AUGAUAUGCCAUCCGGUCCUGCGGCCAGCAUUGGUCGCGAGCAGCGUCAGUUCACGCGCGACUGAACAGCUCGCCCGAGCUGCAACGUCGCGCAUUUUAGCCACGCAGCCAAUCGCGGGUCUCACCAUCUCAUGCCAGCAGCAGAAGAAGCAAUGGCACAGUACCGUCGUCAGGAAGCCUGUUGUGUUACCAGCGGCUGUUAAGCAUGAAUGCCGUCAGCCUGCAGCAUCAGCUUCAUCUCGCAUCAUCCCCACGACCGCCUACUCCACGGUUGUAGAGCCGCCCUCAACGCCCUAUGAUGGCAUUACGGUUGGCGUACCACGUGAAACUUUUGCCAAUGAGCGUCGCGUGGCCUUGACACCUCAAAAUGUGACACUUUUGAAGAAGAAGGGCUUUGCCAAAGUCAUUGUUGAGCGCGGCGCUGGUACGCUGGCUGACUUUCCUGAUGAGGCCUAUGAGAAUGCAGGGGCGACGCUCGUCGAAGCUGGCGGCGUCUGGGCCGCGGCCGAUAUUAUUCUCAAGGUCCGAGGGCCAAACACUGCCGAGAUUGAUCGCAUCAAGGAGGGUGCAACAAUCAUUUCAUUCUUGCAGCCUGCUCAGAAUCCGGACAUUGUCCAGCGACUGGCUGCCCGUAAUGUGACCUCGUUCGCAAUGGACAUGAUUCCGCGUAUUUCCCGUGCCCAAGUCUUUGAUGCACUGAGCUCCAUGGCAAAUAUUGCUGGCUACAAGGCUGUUCUGGAAGCGUCCAACAAUUUUGGGCGCUUUCUGACUGGUCAAGUCACUGCGGCCGGUAAAAUCCCCCCCUGCAAGGUUCUUGUAAUUGGUGCUGGCGUCGCUGGACUGAGUGCAAUUGCCACGGCGCGGAGGAUGGGAGCCAUUGUUCGCGGAUUUGAUACACGGUCUGCUGCUAGAGAACAAGUGCAAUCACUGGGCGCUGAAUUCGUCGAGGUUGAACUUCAGGAAGAUGGCUCCGGUGCCGGUGGCUAUGCCAAAGAAAUGUCUCCCGAGUUCAUCGCAGCUGAAAUGAAACUCUUUACGGAACAGGCCCGAGAGGUUGAUAUAAUCAUCACAACUGCUCUGAUCCCCGGGAAGCCCGCCCCCAAACUGAUCACAAAGUCCAUGGUAGAAAUCAUGAAGCCCGGUUCCGUCAUUGUGGAUUUAGCUGCUGAGGCUGGUGGCAACUGCGAAAAGACUGAAGCUGGAAAGCUGGUCACGCACAAUGGCGUCAAAAUCAUUGGCUACACUGAUCUCCCCUCUCGGCUUCCCACUCAGUCUUCGACACUUUACUCCAACAACAUUGUCAAAUUUCUCCUGUCCAUGGCACCAAAGGAAAAGUCCUACGGAAUUGACUUUUCAGACGAAGUCGUGCGAGGUGCCAUCGUCACAAUGAAUGGAGAAGCUAUCCCUGUUGCUCCAAGGCCUGCUCCCCCACCAGCACCAGUGGCAAAGCCCACGGCAGCCGUGGAGGAAGUGGUGGCUAUUACUCCUUUCCAGAAGACCACAAGGGAGGUCACUGCUGUCACUGCUGGAAUGGGAACGGCUUUGGCUCUUGGCAAAUUGACUGGACCACUCUUCAUGGGAAAUGCUUUCACUUUUGCUUUGGCCUCGCUCAUUGGAUAUCGAGUUGUUUGGGGGGUGACGCCUGCCCUUCACUCGCCGCUCAUGAGUGUCACCAACGCCAUAUCUGGAAUGGUUGGUGUUGGCGGAUUCUUUGUCAUGGGAGGUGGUUAUCUCCCCGAAACGUUUCCCCAGGUCCUGGGUGCGGUAUCCGUACUCUUGGCCUUUGUCAACGUCUCUGGUGGAUUUGUCCUCACCAAGCGAAUGCUGGACAUGUUCAAACGUCCCACUGACCCACCUGAAUAUCCAUGGCUCUAUGCUGUCCCGGCUGCAUUGUUUGGAGGAGGCUUCCUAGCUGCAGCUUCAACAGGCGCGGCCGGGCUGGUGCAGGCUGGAUACCUCGUGAGCUCGGUCCUAUGUAUCAGCUCCCUCUCGGGCCUAGCCUCCCAAGCGACAGCUCGCAUGGGGAAUAUUCUUGGUAUUCUUGGUGUCGGUUCUGGCAUCCUUGCCUCGCUCCUAGCUGUCGGUUUCUCACCAGAGGUCUUGACACAGUUUGGCGUGCUCGCUACCAUUGGCUCCGUUGUUGGGUUCGUCAUUGGCCGUCGGAUCAUACCUACUGACCUGCCUCAGACUGUGGCGGCUCUUCAUUCCGUGGUCGGCCUAGCUGCCGUGCUCACGAGCAUUGGAAGUGUCAUGGGCGAUUUGUCCCACGUAACGACCCUACAUCUCGUUACUGCAUACCUUGGCGUGCUCAUCGGUGGUAUUACAUUCACUGGAUCCAUUGUCGCCUUCUUGAAACUGGCUGGGAAAAUGUCCUCACGGCCACUACGCCUUCCCGGACGCCAUCUGAUCAAUUCUGGAAUGUUGGCUGGAAACUUUGCCACCAUGGGUGCGUUCGUCACAAUGGCGCCGGGGUCUCCAAUGAUUGCUGCACUCGCAUUGAGUGCAAAUACCAUACUGUCGUUUGCCAAGGGUUUUACGACGACAGCUGGAAUUGGAGGCGCAGACAUGCCUGUCGUCAUCACGGUGCUGAAUGCUUACAGUGGUUUUGCACUCGUGGCUGAGGGCUUCAUGCUUGAUAAUCCCUUACUUACCACGAUUGGUGCCCUGAUAGGCGUAUCUGGUUCAAUCCUAUCGUACAUCAUGUGUGUCGCCAUGAAUCGAUCUCUAACCAAUGUCCUCUUUGGCGGUAUAUCGGCGCCGGUCGAGACAGAGUACAAGGUGGAAGGAGUGAUUACCCAGACCAAUGUCGACGACACUGCUGAAGCACUGACAAAUGCCGAAAACGUCAUCAUUGUUGUUGGUUAUGGCAUGGCAGUGGCAAAGGCGCAAUAUGCCCUCAGCGAGAUCGUCAGCACACUGCGGUCCAAGAAGAUCAAUGUCCGAUUUGCUAUUCACCCCGUUGCCGGUCGCAUGCCUGGGCAAUGCAACGUUUUGCUGGCUGAAGCCAGUGUCCCAUAUGAUAUUGUGCUAGAGAUGGAUGAAAUCAACGACGACUUCCCUGAUACAGACCUGGUCCUGGUCAUUGGGGCUAACGAUACAGUCAAUCCUAUUGCUCUUGAGCCAAACAGCCCAAUCGCUGGUAUGCCGGUGCUUCACGCUUGGAAGGCGAAACAAGUCAUAGUGAUGAAGCGGGGUAUGGCUUCUGGCUACGCCGAUGUCCCGAAUCCCAUGUUCUACAUGCCUGGGACAAAGAUGCUCUUUGGCGAUGCCAAGGUGACUUGUGACGCAAUCAAAGCGGCGAUCGAGUCUCGGACUUAG
Molecule: messenger RNA, 3318 nt
Organism: Pestalotiopsis fici W106-1
Lineage: Eukaryota; Fungi; Ascomycota; Sordariomycetes; Amphisphaeriales; Sporocadaceae
Exons: 7
Coding region: 1-3318 (1105 amino acids)
Biological process (GO): NADPH regeneration; proton transmembrane transport
Cellular component (GO): mitochondrial inner membrane
Molecular function (GO): NAD binding; NADP binding
Source: RefSeq, a predicted model, not a curated record